AUCUUCUUCUCAACUUUAAUCAAAUCAAUCAUCGCUAUGAAGGCCACUUUCUUCCUCGCUGUUUCUGCUGUUUUCGCCGCCGCUGUCUCUGCUGCCGGUGCAGGUGGAGGAAAGCGUAUUGAUGUUGACCAAGAAAUGGGUGGUGCUGGCAAUGAAGGCCGCGUCAGUGGUCUGUUGAACAACCUUCUCAAGGGUGGUCUUUUGGCUGACGCCAGCAAGGGUUACGGUCUUUCCCAGGAUGCCUUUUAAACGAUGUCUUUUCUUCAUCCUUUGGGUUCACUACGUCCCCCAUACGCAUAGUUUCUUCAGAUAUCCAUCCAAAUCUUAAUCAAAUAGGUUAAUUACCUUAUCAUUUUUGUAUUGAUUUGUUUCCAAUAUAUUAUUUGAC
This is a messenger RNA of Radiomyces spectabilis, 388 nucleotides long. RefSeq lists its product as uncharacterized. Bases 37 to 249 code for a protein of 70 amino acids. The transcript has 2 exons. NCBI's taxonomy places the organism in Eukaryota, Fungi, Mucoromycota, Mucoromycetes, Mucorales, Radiomycetaceae. The record is from RefSeq and is a predicted model, not a curated record.